CAAGUCAUAGCAGCAGCAUGCCUUUUCUCUCUCCCCGAUUAAAAAAGUUAAUUCUUUACACUAUUUUGAUGAGAGAACUAGUGAUGUCUCUUUCACUUUCUUAGCCUUUCAUGUAACUCUCAACCUUUUAUAUUCUGUUGCUUUGUUCUCUGUUGGCCACUUUCUCAGGGCUCUGUAGGCACGGUUCCUAUCUCUUACUGCUUUAGCACAUGCUUUAUUCCAACACAGUUGCACUGUAAUUAAAGCCCCUCUAAAAAGUUAAACUGAAGAAAAUGACACAUAGUGGGAGGGAUCUUUCCAAUGUCCCUGCACUGGAAGAGUUUCCUGACUUGUUGGGCCUGUCUACUUCCUCAACAUUCUCUGGAGCUAUACAACAGUGAGCUCUGAGACUAUACAUCUCAGCACAUAUUCACCCCAUCAGCAGCAGACAGACAGUGUGGCGUUAUCAAAGAGGGGAGAAUGGAGCACAGACUGAAUGGAGAGCACAUACCUCUGGAUAAACUGGGCGACAUAGAGGCCCACACAUCCCCCUCUAGAAACGGCCCCAUGAACUUGAAUCACUACGCCACUAAGAAGAGUGCGGCUCAGAGCAUGCUGGACGUUGCCCUGCUGAUGGCCAACUCGUUUCAGCUGAAGACCGUUCUCUCUGUGGGGCCUCAUUACCGUUUCUACAUCCCCCUCCUCGUCCUGCUGUCUCUGUCCAUCACUUUACAGGUCUUGGUGGGGCUGCUGCUCGUCUUUAUUGUGAAGUAUGAUCUGAACGACGACAGUAAACACGCCAAGUUGAACUGGAUGAACAACGUAGAGACAGUGCUUGUCUUCUUCACUGUCCUCAUCAACAUCUUCAUCACAGCGCUUGGAUAUGAGGAAAAUGCUGUCAGGUCAUCAGGGUCACCAGUGAUGUCAGAGCCUCCGCUUUCCCUUCUGCCCACCGACCUGAACAUGACUGUUGGCAUUUAGACUGUCUUUGGACCAAAAUAAGACUUUCUUUGUUCACCUUUUAUCUCAACCGCCCUCUUUUGUUAUACUCUUAAACGAGCUGGGCAUAACAAGUGGGGGAUCAUCUAAUUGUGAACCGGAAAUGUCUAAAUUUUAGGUUAGUAAUAGAUAUUGGGAGGCCACAGAUUGACAACUGAAAAAAAAGAGUACAUUACCACUGCCUCAUCUUCCUUCGAGUACAUGGCAUUGUAAA
This is a messenger RNA of Sander lucioperca (pikeperch), 1192 nucleotides long. RefSeq lists its product as uncharacterized. The record is from RefSeq and is a predicted model, not a curated record. Bases 460 to 960 code for a protein of 166 amino acids. NCBI's taxonomy places the organism in Eukaryota, Metazoa, Chordata, Actinopteri, Perciformes, Percidae. The transcript has 4 exons. Gene Ontology annotation, biological process: tissue regeneration; cell adhesion. Gene Ontology annotation, cellular component: membrane.